AUGGAAAGCCGAGCAACGAAAUACCGAAGAUUUUCACUUCAGACUCAAAGCUCCCUCAACCCGGAACCCGCUUCUCCCAUCUCGGUAGUAGUUUCAGGCUCGGAAAACAUGCUUAAUCUGACUGGUUUGAUGAGAGGGACAGAAUACAAUGUCACGGUAACAGCUGAAGGCAAACCGGAUCCUAUCACCGGAGCCAUCGUGGGAUAUGGACAGCCAGCGUCGAUUCUGAUCUCUCUAAUUCCCACCGGUAAGAGGCUUUGUUAA
Protopolystoma xenopodis is the source of this 264-nucleotide messenger RNA. NCBI's taxonomy places the organism in Eukaryota, Metazoa, Platyhelminthes, Monogenea, Polystomatidea, Polystomatidae. The record is from the annotation of a GenBank genome assembly.